This is a messenger RNA of Metopolophium dirhodum (rose-grain aphid), 747 nucleotides long. RefSeq lists its product as uncharacterized. The record is from RefSeq and is a predicted model, not a curated record. Gene Ontology annotation, biological process: phospholipid metabolic process; arachidonate secretion. The coding region runs from base 91 to 747 and encodes 218 amino acids. The transcript has 3 exons. Gene Ontology annotation, molecular function: structural molecule activity; A2-type glycerophospholipase activity. Lineage: Eukaryota; Metazoa; Arthropoda; Insecta; Hemiptera; Aphididae.
GUUUUCAACUGCAAGUUUUAGUUUUUGUUCAAUUAAUUUCAUUUUUAUAUAUAAAUAUCUUUGUUGCAAUGAGAAUGUAAUCAGUACACAAUGUCACUCGUACGAAGAAACAACAAGAAUAAGGGAGGAGGCCUCAUCAACACGCUUAUAAACAAAUUACCACUCGAGAUUCACGUGCCCGGUUAUCAAUAUUGUGGACCGGGAACAAAUUUGAAAAAACGUUUAGCUCACGGAGAUAAAGGAAUCAACCCCUUGGACUCGGCGUGUAGAGAUCACGAUAUUGCGUACGAUCGUAGUAACUCUAUCACAGAUCGUAACGAGGCCGACUAUAUAUUAGAGCAGCGAGCCUGGGAUAGGUUCAAGGCAAAAGAUUCUAGUCUAAAAGAAAAAGCAGUGGCUUGGGGCGUGACAACAGCCAUGAAAGCAAAACGUAAAAUCGGAGCUGGAUGUGGGUUUAAAGCGGGCGUCAAAGCAGUUAAAAACGCUAUAAAGAAAAAUAUAGUUCCGAAAAAAGGCGGCGUGUUGCCACUUAUUCCGAUUUUUGCUGGUUUAUCGGCCUUGGGAGCUCUAACUGGCGGCGUUUCCAACGUAGUUAAGCUGGCCAAUGAAUUUAAAAGAAACACACCGACGCAUUUGGGCGGUGGGUUAUAUCUCGCUCCGUAUAAGGGCAACUCGUACAAAAUCGGUUCGGGUCUAUAUCUCGCCCCAUAUAAAAGAGGUGGAGGCAAAAAAGCGAAAAAAAACUAA